GUAAUUUGCCAACGACAGGGACCAAUGAAAACUCAGAAUGCAUUGCGUCCGGAAGUUGCUGUGUUUCGUCGUUUUGCUGACGGAAAAACGUGUGUAAUUUAGAAUUUUACGACCUAAAAGUUAGAAUAUUGUGUCGGAGAGUCAACUCUAUAUAAGUGAGCAGUUAUGUGUUUACUCUUUGUUAGUGUAUGCGUGUAAUAUACGCUAUUUGAACCAGCUUUUGUCAUCAUUCUCCUUCGUGUAGUUCAACAACAAUAGAGUCCAUAAUGUCGAAAAGGACGAAGUGGGAUACCAAGGGAGAUUUAAACGAAUCAAAGAACCUGCCGAUCUAUCAACACAAGGCCACACUUCAGCAGGCUGUCAAAGACAAUUCAUUCUUGGUUGUCACUGGCGAGACUGGCAGUGGGAAAACGACUCAACUUCCCCAGUACUUGCAUCAAGCAGGAUUUUGGGGUAAUGGCAAGAUUGGCAUCACCCAGCCUCGGAGAGUAGCAGCCAUCACUGUAGCCCAGAGGGUAUCACAGGAGAUGCACUGCAGUCUGGGUAGGGAGGUCGGAUACCAAGUGCGCUUCGAUGACUGCACGACACAGGACACGGUGGUGAAGUACAUGACGGAUGGCUGUCUGCUGAGAGAGAUCCUGGCAGACCCUGUUCUGUCUCAGUACAGUGUGGUCAUUUUGGAUGAAGCCCAUGAGAGGAGCCUUAACACUGACAUUUUGCUGGGUCUGUUGAAGCAGACCCUCUCCAGUCCAGAUAAGGCCUCUAAGGGUCGCUCUGUCCCCCUGAAGGUGGUGGUAAUGUCAGCCACACUGGAGACAGACAAGCUCUCUGUGUUCCUGGGAGGCUGUCCUGUCUUCACCAUCCCUGGAAGAACCUUUCCCGUCACCUCCAAGUUUAGCUGUGCCAUAGGACCAAAAGAUGCAGAGAGCUCUGUUUACGUUAAAGAGGUUGUCAAGGUUGCAUUGGAUGUGCACACCAGUGAGAUGGCUGGGGAUAUCCUUGUGUUUUUAACAGGACAGUCUGAGAUUGAGAAGGCCUGUGACAUGCUGUAUGAGAAGGCUGAAUCCAUAGACUACCGUUACGAUGUGCAGGACCAUAAAGUGGAGGGGCUGCUGAUCCUGCCCCUGUACGGAUCUAUGCCCACUGAUCAGCAGAAGCAGAUCUUCCAGCCUCCCCCUCCAGGUAUAAGGAAAUGUGUGGUGGCCACCAACAUUGCAGCAACGUCCCUCACCAUCAAUGGAAUAAAGUAUAUUGUUGACAGUGGGUUUGUGAAGCAACUCAACCACAACUCACGGGUUGGUAUGGACAUCCUCGAAGUGGUUCCGAUUUCAAAGAGCGAGGCCCUGCAGAGAGCGGGCCGGGCAGGGAGAACCUCCGCCGGGAAGUGCUUCCGGAUCUACAGUCCGGCGUUCUGGGAGAAGUGCAUGCCGGAGUACACAGUUCCAGAGAUCCAGAGGACCAGUCUCACCGCUGUCAUCCUCACACUCAAGUGCCUGGGAGUUCAUGAUGUCAUCGGGUUCCCUUACCUGGACCGUCCAGAGGAGAGGUUCAUCCUAGAAGCAUUGAAACAGCUUUACCAAUGUGACGCCAUCGACAGGAGAGGUAAAGUGACCCGGCUUGGUGAGCUGAUGGUAGAGUUCCCCCUGCCCCCAGGGCUGACCCGGGCCUUGCUCCAGGCUGCCUCCCUGGGCUGUGAGGACCUCCUGCUGCCUGUAGCUGCCAUGCUGUCUGUGGAGAACAUUUUCAUCAGGCCAGGCCAUCCAGAGAAGCAGAAGGAGGCAGAUCAGAAGCACAGGCAGUUGGGUGUGCAGGCGGGCAGCUGUAAUGACUUCACCAUGCUGCUCAGUGUGUUUGAGAAGUGCAAGGCCAGUGAUGCCCCUUCAGCAUGGUGUAAAGACAACUAUAUACACUGGAGGGCGUUAAAGUCAGCCUUCAGCGUGGAGACCCAGCUCAGAGAGAUCCUCCUAAGACUACAAAAGAAGAGAGAUUUCCCUAUGGAGAAGUUUGAUGGAAAUAAGAGUGAGCUGUUCAGGAGAUGUCUAUGCACUGGUUACUUCACCAAUGUGGCAAGAAGGUCAGUUGGGAAGGUGUUUUGCACAAUGGAUGGGCAUGGAUCCAUGGUUCACAUUCAUCCAUCAUCAACGCUCUUUGACCAGGAGGCCCAGCUCGACUGGGUGAUCUUCCAUGAUUUGCUGGUCACCUCGCGGAUUUACAUCCGGACGGUGUGCCCCAUCCGCUAUGACUGGGUGAAGGACCUGCUUCCUAAGCUCCAUGAGGUGGAUGUGUACGAGCUGAGCAGCGUGGCCAGAGAGGAGGUGACGGACGAGGAGGUGGCCAAGUGGGUGACCAAGGAAGCAGCUAAAAGACAAACUGAGGGGUCUGCUGAAGACGUGUUCAAGAAAUUGGAGAAACGGAAUGAUGAAAGCUCUGUGAAUGAUGCCCGUGCUCGCUACCUACAGAGAAAACAGGAGCGGCAACAAGGCAACGCAUCGUGAGAGAGGAGGAGGACAUUGGACACUUAUCCUCAGGGGAAGAAAGACUCAGUUAUUGGACUGACCAGGAUAGAAUAAUCUCCACUCAGGGGUUAAAAGCCUGUCUGUUAUAAUAAACUGCACAGGUGUUGUUCUGAACAAUGUUUUACAACACAGAAAUUUGAGAGUUCAGGGUCAAACAUGGUAGCUCAGCUGGUAGAGCAUGGUGCUUGUAACACCAGGGUAGUGGGUUUGAUUCCUGGGACCGCCCAUAUGCAAAAUGUAUGCAUGCAUGACUAAGUCACUUUGGAUAGAAGUGUCUGCUAAAUGGCAUUUAUUAUUUUUAUUAUAUUUAAACAUACAUCAAUAAUGGACUAGGUGCAGAUAAUGAAUUAUUGUAGUCAUAUCAAAUGUUUUAUGCUAUGUUUUCUUUUAGUGGUGUAUUUAUCUUUUAGUUUCAUACUUAUCAACGUUUUUGUCUUGAGUAAAUAUUGCCAGUGGAGGGCCUCUGCAACCGUUCUCUACUGGUUUUAGGACAGUUACAGAAUCACAUACAGUUUUCAAUAUGUCACCCAACAGUGUUGUCAAAUCAGCACAUUAGAGAACAGGAUAACCACGGGCCAUUUAUUUUGUACAACUCUGUCUCAUGUAAUAAAGGUUCAAUUCGUA
Messenger RNA from Oncorhynchus keta (chum salmon), 3140 nucleotides. RefSeq names its product DEAH (Asp-Glu-Ala-His) box polypeptide 40 (gene dhx40). Gene Ontology annotation, molecular function: RNA binding; ATP hydrolysis activity. The record is from RefSeq and is a predicted model, not a curated record. Gene Ontology annotation, cellular component: intracellular anatomical structure. The transcript has 17 exons. Bases 267 to 2495 code for a protein of 742 amino acids. Lineage: Eukaryota; Metazoa; Chordata; Actinopteri; Salmoniformes; Salmonidae.